Messenger RNA from Myotis myotis, 729 nucleotides. RefSeq names its product GLIPR1 like 1 (gene GLIPR1L1). Lineage: Eukaryota; Metazoa; Chordata; Mammalia; Chiroptera; Vespertilionidae. The transcript has 6 exons. Gene Ontology annotation, cellular component: extracellular region. The record is from RefSeq and is a predicted model, not a curated record. Bases 1 to 729 code for a protein of 242 amino acids.
AUGGUUUAUGGGAACAAAUUAAAUUUCUUAUGGACUUUAGGUUUCUAUCUGGUAACCAAUCAAACUCCCACCAUACCUUCCAUCGAAGACAAGAGUUUCAUAGAGGACUGUGUCACAGCUCACAAUGAAAUGCGUCGCACAGUCCAGCCCCCCGCAGCCAACAUGAAAUACAUGUCUUGGGAUGAAGGUUUAGCGAAGACUGCAAAAGCAUGGGCAAACAAGUGCAAUUACCAACCCAACACCUGCUCAGAAAAACCAUAUCAGUGUCAUCCAACUUUUAAAUAUGUGGGAGAAAAUAUUUGGUUAGGUGGAUCAUACCAAUUUAAACCGGAAUUUGCUAUUGGUCUUUGGUGUAAUGAAAAGAUGAUUUAUAAUUAUAGUACUCUACAUUGUUCCAAAGCUUGUGGCCAUUAUACACAGGUAGUUUGGGCCGAUUCAUAUAAGGUUGGUUGUGCAAUGACAAUUUGUCCUCAACUCCAGGGAGCUGCAACUGCAAUAUUUGUGUGUGAUUAUGGACCUCUAGGAAAUCAUGCAGGGGCCCGCCCUUACACUGAAGGAGCAUCCUGCUCUAUGUGUGGAAAAGAAGACACUUGUGAAAACUGCCUCUGCAAAAAUGAAGAACGUGAAAAGCUUAUCAAAUAUCCAAAUUGGAAUCCACAGGGGAAAGCGCCACAGUGGACAGCAUGUAAUCUAUUGUACAUAGUUUGUAUUCUUCUGAGAAUGUUGUAA